GUAGAGUCGACCGAGAAAAUCUGUCGAACGUAUGUCUCUUAGUCUCCUUACGAACAGGGACGACAUUUCCGUAGCCCACUCGCUCUCAUCCUGAAUCUCUCCCCCCCCCCCUUCCCCCUUCCCCCCUCCCCUCUCCCAUCCAUGCUGAUUUCCCCCUUGCUCGGCAACCGGAAAGGCUCUUUUCAUGCCGUUGGAGCUUUGCGAAUGACUGGACCCGUCCCGAGCUGCCCUUUGGCUCGCCGUUAGGGAACCAAACCGUCCAGGAAAUCGUAUCCGACUAGAGAGAGUCGUCAAUCAACACUGGGCCUCCACUUUGGUCCUCUGCGCAACAACACAAAAGGCCGGUUCCCCCGUUUACAUCCGCACCUCGACCACACAGUACAUGCUCUACAGCUCAGAAUCCUGCCACACAUUGCGUCCGUUUGACAAGCAAACAGCACUCGACCACCACUUGACCUGUACCUUUGUCACCAUUACGCCUUGUGUCUCGAAUUACAUUACUUUGAUCUCACUUCUAUAUAAUAAGUCUGAGCCUUCAAGCCAUCGCUCCUCGACUUCAAGACUCAUUCACGACACCAGUGACAGCAUCCACCAAGAGCCAUCGCCCACAGGGAAAUUGUCCAACAACACAACCAGCAGUAUCCCCUGCUCUUUGCUCGCUAUUGACACCGGCAAGAUGGCGCUCUCUACACACUGCGUCCACGUAUUCCAGAUGAUCAAGGCGGAUAACACUCUGAUCGAAUGGACGUGCCAUUUGUGCCACUCGGGACCCCACUGGUGGAUCUAUGAAUGCCGGUACUGCAAGAUCCACACGUGUCAAUCAGCCCGGGAAGCAGACGAAAACCAGCCACAGACAAGCGGAAGAAUUCGGUAG
Podospora pseudocomata is the source of this 874-nucleotide messenger RNA. RefSeq lists its product as uncharacterized. The transcript has 3 exons. The coding region runs from base 383 to 874 and encodes 163 amino acids. The record is from RefSeq and is a predicted model, not a curated record. NCBI's taxonomy places the organism in Eukaryota, Fungi, Ascomycota, Sordariomycetes, Sordariales, Podosporaceae.